ACUCAGCUUUCUAUUCAACAAGUGAGAGCAAGGGCGGGGAAGAAGGCCGACAGGGGAGAGGAUUCCUUCCCUUUCUUUCCCCAUUCCCCCUUAAGACGAACCAGGAAGCAACCGCAGGAAUCGGGCCACCUUAACAGUAGAGUAAUGGUUUGGCCUCGCGCCAAGUCCCACCUCUGUUCCAGCUCCUGCUCCUCCCCUCUCUCUUCCCGCACUGCUUGGGGAGAGCUGGUGAGCAAGAGUCUGGCCCGAGUUAGCAAGAGCUGUUGCCAUGACAAGCAUUUUCUUAAGAAAGCUCUGCCGUUGAGAUCGUCCAAAGCUGGGGGCUGGGAGGGGGGCACGAACUUCCUGGGGCACCAUCCCUCCGAAGAGAGCAAGAUCAGAGACACCCGCCCAGCUCUCCUGCACCCUUUUUCUUUCAGGAACCUGAGAGGUCCUUCCCAUUGGAAGGGCAGGGGGAGGAGACCCAGCCCACUCCCCGGCCUUAGCCGGAAAGGCAAGAGAGCAAAGCCAGCGUCUCUAGCUUGGUUACCACACUGGGGAAACUGGUGGGUGGUCACCCCACCCUACCCCCAUCCAUGGAAUCCCGGAGGGAGAGUCCCGCUUGGAGAAACCUGGAUCUUUGCUAGAAAGAGAGAGAUCCAGUUGUCAUCGGUAUCCAGGAAGCUCUCCUCUUCCUCCUCCUGACGUCUCUCUAGCACUACAGUUGCUGGUUGUUGCUAAGGUUGCUGCCAUGGUAACACGCACAUCCUGUUUACACCUUCAUCUAAGCAAGUUGGUCUAAGCUAGGAACCUACCUACCCUGGACAACCACUAUCAUCACCACCUGGGGACACCAAUCAUCGUGACACGGAGUCCACCUUCCACUCAGUUCCCCCAUCCUCUUCCUCCUCUUGCUGCCAGACUUCAUACAGAAGAAAGGAUCUAGACUUCAGACGGCUACUCAGGAGCUUAUUGCACAAGAUAUAUUCAAUCUAUUCCCUCUCUGGGCCCCCAGAGAAGCAGGAAGUAGGAAGAAGUUGAGACAGGGAGGCUGGAGACACUGGUCAGUUGAAGGGAAACGCUAUAUCUUCUCUGGUUGAGGGGCUUGGUAACAGUAGGCAAAAUGACGAACCCAUCAGACCGUGUCUUGCCUGCCAACUCGAUGGCCGAGAGCCGUGAAGGGGACUUUGGCUGCACAGUAAUGGAACUGAGGAAGCUCAUGGAGCUGCGUUCGAGGGAUGCACUGACCCAGAUUAAUGUCCACUAUGGAGGUGUACAGAAUCUCUGCAGUAGACUGAAAACCUCCCCUGUGGAAGGUCUGUCUGGGAACCCUGCAGAUCUGGAGAAACGUAGGCAGGUGUUUGGACACAACGUGAUCCCCCCCAAAAAGCCCAAGACUUUCUUAGAAUUAGUGUGGGAAGCUCUUCAAGAUGUCACGCUCAUCAUCCUGGAGAUUGCAGCCAUCAUCUCCCUGGUCCUGUCCUUUUAUCGCCCUGCUGGUGAAGAAAAUGAAUUGUGUGGUCAAGUCGCAACUACCCCAGAAGAUGAAAAUGAGGCACAAGCUGGCUGGAUUGAGGGGGCAGCCAUCCUUUUCUCAGUGAUCAUCGUGGUGUUAGUGACUGCCUUUAAUGAUUGGAGCAAAGAGAAGCAAUUCCGGGGACUGCAGAGCCGCAUUGAACAGGAGCAAAAGUUCUCCAUCAUCCGAAAUGGUCAACUCAUCCAGCUCCCUGUGGCUGAGAUUGUGGUUGGUGACAUUGCCCAAGUCAAAUACGGUGAUCUGCUGCCUGCAGAUGGGAUCCUGAUCCAAGGGAACGAUCUGAAGAUUGAUGAGAGCUCUCUGACAGGGGAAUCUGACCAUGUCAAGAAGUCCCUGGACAAAGACCCCAUGUUGCUCUCAGGGACCCAUGUCAUGGAAGGUUCUGGCCGGAUGGUGGUGACAGCUGUUGGUGUCAACUCUCAGACUGGAAUCAUCCUUACUCUCUUGGGGGUCAAUGAGGAUGACGAAGGGGAGAAGAAGAAGAAAGGUAAAAAACAAGGAGUCCCUGAAAAUCGCAACAAAGCAAAGACCCAAGAUGGAGUGGCCCUGGAAAUCCAGCCACUCAACAGCCAGGAGGGAAUCGACAAUGAGGAAAAGGACAAGAAGGCAGUCAAGGUGCCUAAAAAGGAGAAGUCAGUGCUGCAGGGCAAGCUGACUCGCCUGGCUGUUCAGAUUGGGAAAGCCGGUCUGAUCAUGUCUGCUCUCACGGUUUUCAUCCUGAUUCUAUACUUUGUGAUUGACAACUUUGUGAUAAAUCGCAGACCAUGGCUCCCUGAGUGUACUCCCAUCUACAUCCAGUACUUUGUCAAGUUCUUCAUCAUCGGCGUCACUGUACUGGUGGUGGCUGUGCCAGAGGGGCUGCCUCUGGCUGUCACCAUCUCACUGGCCUACUCUGUGAAGAAAAUGAUGAAAGACAAUAACCUGGUGCGGCACUUGGAUGCUUGUGAGACCAUGGGCAAUGCCACCGCCAUCUGCUCUGAUAAGACAGGCACGUUGACCAUGAACCGCAUGACUGUGGUACAAGCUUAUAUUGGGGGCAUCCAUUACCGUCAAAUCCCAAGCCCUGAUGUCUUCCUGCCCAAAGUCCUGGACCUCAUUGUCAACGGCAUUUCUAUCAACAGCGCUUAUACCUCCAAGAUUCUGCCUCCAGAGAAGGAGGGAGGCCUGCCUCGGCAGGUGGGCAACAAGACCGAGUGUGCUCUGCUAGGCUUUGUCACAGAUCUGAAGCAGGAUUAUCAGGCUGUGCGUAAUGAAGUGCCUGAGGAGAAGCUCUACAAGGUGUACACCUUCAACUCAGUGCGCAAGUCAAUGAGCACCGUCAUCAGGAAUCCCAACGGUGGCUUCCGUAUGUACAGCAAGGGCGCCUCUGAGAUCAUCUUGCGCAAGUGUAAUCGAAUCCUGGACCGGAAAGGGGAAGCAGUGCCAUUCAAGAAUAAAGACAGAGAUGAUAUGGUACGCACUGUCAUCGAGCCCAUGGCCUGUGAUGGACUCCGGACUAUCUGCAUAGCUUACCGGGAUUUCGAUGAUGCAGAGCCCUCUUGGGACAAUGAGAAUGAGAUCCUCACUGAACUGACCUGUAUCGCAGUGGUGGGCAUUGAGGACCCUGUGCGCCCAGAGGUGCCAGAUGCUAUUGCCAAAUGCAAACAAGCUGGCAUUACUGUCAGAAUGGUGACAGGUGACAACAUCAACACAGCCCGGGCCAUUGCCACCAAAUGUGGCAUUCUAACACCUGGGGAUGACUUCCUGUGCUUAGAAGGCAAAGAAUUCAACCGGCUCAUCCGCAACGAGAAAGGCGAGGUAGAGCAAGAAAAGCUGGACAAGAUCUGGCCUAAGCUUCGGGUCCUGGCGCGAUCUUCUCCCACUGACAAGCACACCCUGGUGAAAGGCAUCAUUGACAGCACUGUUGGGGAACACCGGCAGGUCGUGGCUGUCACUGGUGAUGGCACAAAUGACGGGCCUGCUCUGAAGAAAGCGGAUGUUGGUUUUGCCAUGGGCAUCGCAGGCACAGAUGUAGCAAAGGAGGCUUCAGACAUCAUCCUAACAGAUGACAACUUCACCAGCAUUGUGAAGGCAGUGAUGUGGGGACGAAAUGUCUAUGACAGCAUCUCCAAGUUCCUGCAGUUCCAGCUCACUGUCAAUGUGGUGGCCGUGAUUGUAGCCUUCACUGGAGCCUGUAUCACUCAGGAUUCCCCACUGAAAGCUGUGCAGAUGUUGUGGGUUAAUCUGAUCAUGGACACUUUUGCUUCAUUGGCCCUGGCCACAGAGCCCCCUACGGAAUCUCUGUUGAAGCGGCGCCCCUAUGGCCGAAAUAAGCCUCUGAUCUCACGCACUAUGAUGAAGAACAUCUUGGGCCACGCGUUCUAUCAGCUCAUUGUCAUCUUUAUCCUUGUCUUUGCGGGUGAGAAAUUCUUUGAUAUUGAUAGUGGGAGGAAGGCGCCUCUACAUUCACCACCCAGCCAGCACUAUACCAUUGUUUUUAACACCUUCGUGCUGAUGCAGCUCUUCAAUGAAAUCAACUCCCGAAAGAUCCACGGAGAGAAGAAUGUCUUUUCGGGCAUCUACCGCAACAUUAUCUUCUGCUCUGUAGUCUUGGGCACAUUAAUCUGCCAGAUUUUCAUCGUGGAAUUUGGGGGUAAACCCUUCAGUUGUACAAGCCUCAGCCUGUCCCAGUGGCUGUGGUGCCUCUUCAUUGGGAUUGGAGAACUUCUGUGGGGCCAGUUCAUCUCCGCAAUACCUACCCGAUCCCUGAAGUUCCUGAAGGAGGCUGGGCAUGGCACCACCAAAGAGGAGAUCACCAAGGAUGCCGAGGGGCUGGAUGAGAUUGACCAUGCUGAGAUGGAGCUGCGCCGAGGCCAGAUCCUCUGGUUCCGGGGCCUGAACCGUAUCCAGACUCAGAUCAAAGUGGUCAAAGCGUUCCAUAGUUCUCUCCACGAAAGCAUUCAGAAACCCUACAACCAAAAGUCCAUCCACAGCUUCAUGACCCACCCUGAAUUCGCCAUAGAUGAGGAGUUGCCACGAACACCACUCCUGGAUGAGGAAGAGGAGGAAAAUCCUGACAAGGCUUCUAAGUUUGGGACUAGGGUGCUCCUGUUGGAUGGUGAGGUCACUCCAUACGCCAAUACAAACAACAAUGCGGUGGAUUGCAACCAAGUGCAGAUUCCCCAGUCGGACAGCUCUCUACAGAGCCUAGAGACAUCAGUUUGAAUUUUCUUUCUCUGACUCUCAUCCCUAUGUUCCCUAUUUCCAUUUUCAUCUGUCCCAUCUAUGAGGUGAUGAUGGGAAUUUUCAUCGUCAUGUCAGCUGCUGUGUGAACAGCAGUGUGUGUGAAGUGAACCUCUACCUGACCAUGAAGAGGCAAGAGCACAGACUUACAAGGAUUUCAACUUAAGCUUGACUUGGGGUUUGUAGCGGGACCCAGUCAAACCCCAGGCAGGUCAUGGUAGAAUCUACUCCUUGGUAGUCACUUGUCAUUUUGAAAGAAAUGAUGACAAUCCUCUCGGCAUCACCCCACCCCACAUUCUCCCCUGAUGUUCAUCUCCUGAAUUCUGGAUUUUGUCCUACAAGUCUGUGCCAUUUAUAAGCUAAGUUGAGGGUUCAGAGGGAGACAAAUAUCCCCAAGUGAAAUAUGUUGCGGUAGAGAUGGAAUGUAUAAAAUCCGCCAGUAGUGUGAUUGUUUUUCAAUUUUUCCCACUUUGAAAACUUACACCUAAAGGCCUGUAGGCCUCUAACUCUUUCUGCCCUUUCAUUCAAAUCUCUCCAAGUUUCUUUGUCUUUUGUCUUCCCUUCCUUUCCUUUUUUUUUUUUUUUAUGAUGAUUAAGAAAAUGGAAAGGAUAUGGAUGAAUUGUGUAAACUUAGAUCCUUCUCCCUUUUGGCCCAAAAGAACCCUCGAUUUAGUUCUAGAAUCCAACCAGUUUCUUUGUUAAAAGGGUCCUUUUGAAGCAGUUAAGUGCUGGUAAGGAUAUUUCUCUGUUGUUGCCAGGUUACCUUCUGCUUUUAAACUGCCAUCUUGUCAAGUGCAUGUGGUUCUUAAGUGCCAGGGAGAUCAGCCUUGCCCAUGAAGGUUGCAUAUGUGUGGUAUAGAGUUUUUACCUGAAAGCCUGAGCUUUCUCUUAUUCCUAAAGUGGUGGCAAAAGAAUGAACUGGGUAUGACCCUGCCCCCUUACUGGGCUUGGAUAUUGAGGACCAGAUGCUGCCAAAUCUAGGACAAGACAGAACAUCAAAGCAGACUUUUGUGGUCUCCACUUUGGGGUGACCACUGCUUUCAAAGCCAUCUGCCAAGGCUCUCCAGGGCAGGACCUGACUGGUGGGGAAUGAGUGUUCAGAAGCCUUGGGAGAGGCCAAAGAGCCAUUCUAGUAUGAUCUGAGAAAACCUUCCUGCAGGGGCCAGAAACCUUGAGCUUAGGUGCCUGGGGACCAGCUUCAACAUUCUCUACAGUUUCUGAUUCUACUUUUUGCCACGUGUCACAACUUUUCCAGUCUCUGAGAAGGUCCCAGCCUUUCUCAAAUACUCUGAUUUUGAAAAUAUGUAUCCAAAGUGGGAGGCCCCUGUGACAUUUUGCCAACUUAAAGGAGAAAAAGACCCCCCACACACGGCACACUCCCCCUUCCUCCAGCCCCUGCUUCAGCCACAUGCUCCAGCUGCUGCCCAGUAAAGCCCUGUGCCUUUUUUUCCCUGAAUAUUGCCCAAAGCAUCCCCUUCCCAUCUGCCUCUCAGGAGUUGGGGACUUUGCUAGGAGAUUUUUUAAGUGUUCCUUACUGGGACAAGGUGGAGCCAGGUUUGCAGGAGCUCCGUUUGUAUCCCUGCUGGUGUUGACUUCUGUGCAGGGGCCAGUUCAUGUCCCUGACUCUCACCUACCAUUAGAUAGAUGAAGCCCACCCCCCUUUCUAGAGUGAUGAGAGUCAAGAAGAGGGGAUGUAUGAACUGCCAAAUUCCCAUGUGAGAGGAAGAUGACCUGAUCCACCUAGCCUUUUCUUCUGGAUCUGUCCUCCCUCACCCCUUUCACCUGAGCUGUCCACAGUGGGAAACAUAAAGAAACAAUGCCCCCUACGUAUCCGCAUGACUACAUAAUCCAUCAUCGUAGGAAAUAGGAAAGCAAAUUUGAUUUUGGUUUUGUAAAACGUACAUGCUUCAAUAAUUCUUUUUUGUGUCUUAAAUACUCAUAGGGGAAAAAAACAGCUCACCCAAGGUGUUAGGUUUCACAUAUAUAUUCAUCAACUACUUUAGAAGAUUUAAUUCUAUCAAAUCUUGUAUUACCUCAGAUCAUUUUAAAUAGCAAGCCAAUAACGAGCUUUGAAGGCUAUUUUACCAUUCCUGUUCACAAAAAGACUCUCAUGGUGCCUGACAGGUUACCCUUGAGGGCUUGUGUCUACUUUUUAAAAGUCAAUGGUUUUUUUCUUGUGUUCUAGUUUCCAUAAUAGGAGAGAAAAUAUAGAAAUAUAUGCAAAAAUUAUAGUUUUCUUUAGAUCAGAAACUGAUAUUUUUGGGUCAGCCAUAUGUAUUUUGUUUAAAGGAUUUAAAAUAAAGUGCCGUCAUGUAGCCCUGUGGAAGGGAGCACAUAACCAGCUGUUUGGCAUGACAGGUGACUUAGUAUAUUUGUAAUUGGUUUUAAAACCAAUACACCGUACUUUCUUUCUGCAAACAGCCAUCUUUAUACUUAGGGAAAAAAAUUGUUGGGUUCUAGACUUUUUUAAUAUAAAUUUUGUUGAUAUGGAAUUAAGUAAGUUUAAGUGUCUAUGUGCAUAUGUUUUUUAUAUAAGUUUUUUCUAUUCAGUUUCACUGAUCCAACUGGCAGUGGGUAAAUACGGCAUAAGUUAAUAACACUUUUCCCCGAAAUGGUGCUUUGGAUUUGAAAAGGGUCUGAUGGGGAGAAGGAGAACGUAUCAUCCUAGCUUCCUCUCUUAAUAAACCUAGAAAAACGGGUAGUAAACUGUGGAUAGUCAGGAAAACACCCAGCAAGGGACACAGCUGUCAGGAAAUGAAUCUUCUCCUCAACCCCCACCAUGCAGAUGGAUAGACAGACUCUUUCCUGACUAGUUGUUAGGAUCAGGGGCCUCUGUUGGAUUUGUGUUUCUUGAAGAAUAGCUGGCAGAGUAGUGUCAAAGACACGAAUAUCUCCUGGUCUAUAAGGAUACUCUGAUUUGAGGUUUGCAUUUUUCAUGGUUUUUAUUUCGUGUUCCCCCUGGAGUUUUCCCUUAGUGAGUUUUUGUGCAAGGAUCUUAUUUGUGAUGCCUUCCCUCCCCUAGAAAGAUUUUGUGCAAUAUAUUAAAUGGGGACAGAAUUCUAAAUGGAUAAAACAGUGGCUGGUUCUAGCCCUGAGUGACAGUCUUAAGGCUAGGUCCUUCCCAUAGUAUCGUCUGUCCUCUAGAAUGACUCUCCUAUCCCUAAAGGGGUUAAGAGAAAGAUCACCUAGAAAUCCCUCUGGACACUUGUGGAUUCUUUAGGGUUUGAGUUUCUUCUUCCCCUUGAGCUUCAGAGAGGAGAGUUGGCACGGUUAAAUCUGAAUGGUUACCUCACUGCUGAAAACACAGAGGGGCAUGGCACACUCACUUGUGCGGAAAAGCCUCUAAAUGCAUCCCUUCCUUUCUUUCCUGCUUCCUUUGCCUUACAAUUGAAGCAGCCCGUGGUACCAUCACAGUAUGCAGAGACUUCCUCACCUUUCAUAUCUAGGGACCAACCCCAAUGCAUUGGUGAGGGUGGGCACUUAUAAAUACCUGCUAUUGUUAAGCCAUUCCAGCCUCUUCCUCUGAAUAGACCAGAUGCCCUUUCACUUAGUUCAGUGCCAGUCCUUUUGCCUUCCCAACCCUGCUGUUAGGCCUGCUGUUCCCUUUGCUCUUGAUUAGGAGAGAUGGAAGGAGAUGAGCUCCCAUAACUGAAUUGGCCUUUGGUUCAUGUUUUCUCCCCAUAUGUAUAUAUGCCAUAUGUGAAUAUGCCAUAUAUAUGUGCCAACAAAUCUAUCUACGUUGUUCUUUUCAAAUUAGCACGCAGAUAGGAAUUUUGAGUUUCUUCUUCUUUUAGUAACCAGUAUAACAAGCACUGGUAUUUUUGUACAAAAAAGAAAAGCAAAACAAAAAAUUGACUAUUGUGGUCUGCAUGACAUAAACAAACAAAUGGUGAUAUCAAAGCAACGUAUACCCCAGUCCAGUGUGUGUUGCCAUAAUUUGCAAUUCAGCUUAACAGUGCACCCAAUCUAUAUUUGCAUUUUGAUAUUAUUUAAGCUCUAUGUACAAGGUUUUGCAUGUAUUUAUAUGGUUCUUAGGAAAAAAAAAUGCUAUAAACUGGCAAAUCUGAAAUUCAAAUGUGUUGUUCCACUGAGAACAGAAGAAGAAGAGGAGUUUUAAAAGGGAUAAUUUGUUGGAACCAAUAAAGCUUUUUGCUGAUGAACAGAAACCAAUACUGCUGUGCACUGAGAAUAAAAACUCAUGCCCACUUGUAA
Molecule: messenger RNA, 8950 nt
Organism: Symphalangus syndactylus (siamang)
Lineage: Eukaryota; Metazoa; Chordata; Mammalia; Primates; Hylobatidae
Gene: ATP2B4
Product: ATPase plasma membrane Ca2+ transporting 4
Biological process (GO): regulation of cytosolic calcium ion concentration; calcium ion transmembrane transport
Cellular component (GO): intracellular membrane-bounded organelle; plasma membrane
Molecular function (GO): ATP binding; ATP hydrolysis activity; P-type calcium transporter activity
Source: RefSeq, a predicted model, not a curated record